Molecule: messenger RNA, 4720 nt
Organism: Hyla sarda
Lineage: Eukaryota; Metazoa; Chordata; Amphibia; Anura; Hylidae
Product: zinc finger protein 184-like
Exons: 8
Coding region: 391-1986 (531 amino acids)
Biological process (GO): negative regulation of transcription by RNA polymerase II
Molecular function (GO): DNA-binding transcription repressor activity, RNA polymerase II-specific
Source: RefSeq, a predicted model, not a curated record
AUUCGCUACUCCAUCUGUCGCUCGUGUCGUAUCUUCACGCUCAUUGGAUGCUUUCUUUAAUUCCCGCUUCCGUUUCCGGUCUGGAGUCCCCCCCCCCUUUUGCAACAACAAUACAGGCUUGAUCGCAGGAGGCAGCAGGGCUGUCCCAGAGACGUGAGCAACAAUGAAUGCUGCUCCCCGGCGCGUAGUUCUUAUACGGGGUGACCUGUAACUUCUCCCCGGCUUGUAGUAUAGGAGUGUGCGGUAUAGGGAUAUAGGACAUAUACAGAAGAGGCACUUCUAUGUGUCACCUGAGCAGUGAUGACAGCGUGCAGCCAUAGACACUGACACCACCGACCUGAUACCUGCCCCCGUGUGGUCUAUAGAGGAGAGUGCAGCCAGCAGGUGGAAAUGCCUCACUGUUUUGCCUAUGGCUGUACUAACCAUAGUGGGAAGCUUCCCUCCGCGGUCUGCAUGCACUCAUUUCCCAAGGAGCUGCCUCUCGCGGAAACCUGGGUCCACCAUAGCCGCACCGACGUAGGCAACGUGCAGGAGUUUGUACGGAACACCUUACUGAAGAACCCGGGGCACUUUGUUCUUUGUUCGGAGCACUUUGAAGAGGACAUGUUUGAGAUGAAUGCUGAUUCGCCGCUUAUUCCCUCUGAACCGAACCACAAACGAACAAGAAGAAAACUAAAAGAAAACGCGGUACCAACUCUUUUCUCCACCAGCGCUCCUAAACUACGUAGACAAGCGGCUCAGCACUUGAAGAUCCAUGAAAGAAAGCAGCUAUUGGACAAUCUUCUUGAGCAGCAGAAACGUCCGAGCCUAGAAGAAGAACAGAUUACCAGUCCAUCCACCUCCCAGGACUCUGCAGCGCAGACGGAAGAUGACCCUGUAAUAGAACGUCCAAGAAAACUCCAACUCUGGAGAAGAAGACUGCUUCCACUGAAGUCCCAGUAUCUGAAGGAUAGAUUCAGGCCUGUUCCCCGAGCACUGCAGAGAAAGACUCCAGCCCCUCUCAGUCGGAUAGCUGUUUAUUUCUCGGAUGAGGAAUGGGAAAUGCUUGAGGAAUGGCAGAGAGAACUGUACAAGAACAUGAUGAAAGACAACUACGAAGCUUUAAUAUCACUUGGUUACCCUACUGUCAAUCCAAACAUAUUAAUGAAGAUCAAGCAGGAAGAAAUUGUGCGCUAUACAGAUCAGUGUUCUUCAGAUGACUUAGUGCAGUCAGACAGCCUCAUGGCAGACUAUACCAAUGAGGAGGAUGGGAUUUUAUCAAAAUUAAAACACAAGGAUCAUUAUUUGAAGGUUGGCCUGCAAUCCCAAGGAGACGUGCAGGGCUACCUAAGCUCAUAUAAUCCUCCUAUUGUCACAAGCAUUGAAGAUGAAGAUAUUGACAAUCUGAACGACCAGCAAGGGCCUCUCUCAAUGACGUACACUCUUUCGCAGUGUUUCAGUGAUGGUGUAAACGGAGAACUAUUUCCAGCAUCCAAAUGGAAAGCAAGAAAUAUGUCAUCCAAUGGUUUUUCUACACUCAGUCCUGCCGAGAGAACUUUAAGUCCUAUCACGACAGUACAGCAGAUGGGCAGUCAGUAUACAUGGUUCUUUUGUGAAAAUAAUCUUUCGCGCACCGACUUGGCAUCCAAACAGGCCAAAUCUUUGGAGCUAAGACCGUAUAAGUGUUCAGAGUGUGAUAAAAGCUUUACCGUUAAAUCUAACCUCAUUAAGCAUCACCGUAUUCACACCGGGGAAAGGCCGUACAAGUGCACCCUUUGCUUCAAGAGCUUCAGCCGCAACUCGCACUUGAUCACCCACCAGCGAACGCACACAGGGGAGAGGCCUUAUAAGUGCAAUGAAUGCGACAAGAGCUUUAUCCAGAACUCUGUGCUGAUCCAACACCAAAGGAUCCACACGGGAGAGAGACCAUUUCGAUGUGACGAAUGCAAUAAAAGCUUCAGCCAGAAGUCGUGUCUCAUACGUCACCAAAGAACUCACACUCGAUAAGGUUGUCAAAAAGGGGCAACAAUUACAGGGAUUUUUUUUAUUUUAUUUAUGGAAAUAGGUCUUUUAGAACUUUUGGAUAUAGCAAAGACCUGAGCCAAACUGGUUCUGAUGGGAAUUAAGCAAUAAAAAGGUCUGAAAUGUUUUCAGUUGAAUCCCAAAUGGUUAAACCAGUGUUACGGCACAGCUAGUAUAUUGUACGGCCAAUGUGUUCUACAUUGACCAACUUGCAUGCUGCCGCUUCAGAAACGUAUCUUUGAACACUAAGACUUUUUUUUAAUUUUUUUUUUUUUUUAGGAGAUUAGGAAAAAAUAGGGUGUUUUUUUUGUCAGAAUUGGCGCCACUGUUGUCCGUUGGCUUGCCUGCAAAACCAGACACUGCCUAUAGACACAUUUUUUUUCCAAAGACCCUUUUAAGGUACAUUUUCCAAAGGGUAAUACUUGAAAAAUAUUUAAUGUUCUUUAAAAAAAAAAAAAAAAGACCUUUACAUCUCAAACUUUUUAACCAUUUGACAAGAGCACUCAGAUUAUUCAUUGUUUUUUUUUAUUCUAUAGGGGAAGCUCAGCAGUUUUGUGAAGCACUAACCACUAUGCAAUUGCCUUACUGUGAUUGCAUAUGGAAAUAUGUAUUAAAACCUCUAAAGUAGAGGACAACAUUCUAUGGGUCGAGACCAAAUGGGGACAACCCAGUGUCUGUUUUUGACAUCUGCCAAAAGAUAUGCAAUAUGGUCAAUACAGACCAUCUUAUUGGUGUCCAGAUUGAUAAUCUGACACUGAAACAUUGAGUUUCAGCAUAGGAAAAAAGCAGAAUGUUGGGAAUGACUGCUUUUAACCGAACUCAACCAAAAAAACAGAAAUACUUAUUUAAAAAAAAAAAGUUGAAAUCUAACGUAGCUCUUUUUAUGCAAUUUUAAGGAGUCGAACUCUAGAAAAUAUUGCUAUCUCAUUGAAAGUAUUUUUUAUUAUUGUUUUACUCCUGCCGGGGUUUAUAAGGUAACAGUCAGUGUUCUCGCUUUUUCUAAGUUGAUGUUUUCAGUGUUUUUUGGUAAAAGUUGUUUUUUUAAAAAAAAGAAUUGCGCUCUAGGGGGCGCACCUUUUUACUAGUAUUCUUUGACAAAUGCAGAGUAGUUUAUACUUGCAGGAUUCUCCUAUCAACCAGCAGCUAAAUAAAAUCUGCAUAUACGUUAUAAAUAAUAAUAAUAAUAAAAUAAAAUGGUAAUGUAGGUUGAUAAUGGGCUUUAUGGCAUUUCAUAAUGGAAAGUGUUAUUUCUUUACUUGCACUAUGCAGGUUUUAUGUUUUUACAUUCAAAGUAGCAUGUACAAAAAUUUUUACAUAUCCGUUUUUUUUUUUUUUUAUUGUUUUAUGUGAAAGUGGUGCGGUGCUGGGGGAUUGUAGGUCUAAGUCUACAGUGAUGUCAUCUCGUUCAUACAGAGGAGGGAGACAAUUUUAGGGCUCUUCAGCACAGUAAUCGUGAAACCGAGAACCCAACGUACAGGAGUCUCUAACAGGAAAAUAACUCAUUUUGAGGCAGGUAUACAGAUGCCCUUAUGCCUCGAAACACUGCAUGUUUCUGUUGUCUUAAAUUUAAAAACGUGACUGUUUCUUCCGAAAACUGCGCCACACCUGUCCUCAGGUUGUGUGUGGUAUUACAGUUUCGUUGAAGAGAAUAGAGCCAAGUUGUAAUACCACACACAACCUUAGGACAGGAGCGGUGCUGUUUUUUGAAGAAAUAGAAAUGUUUUUCUAUUCCUGGAUAACCCCUUAAGUUGAAGUUUUAGCUAUACUUUGGGCAUGUAAAAGUGGUUAGCACCAACAGUCCUGGGCAUUUUUCUUGCGCCAACUGUGCUACCGGUCCAAAGGGUCCUUUACCAAUUCCCAGAAAGGCUGUAAACACAUCUAUACUUAAAGGGGUACUCUGCUGCUCAGUGUUUGGAACAAACUGUUCCAAACGCUGGUGACGGGAGCUUGUGGCAUCAUAGCCCCGCCCCCUCAUGAUGUCACGCCCCGCCCCUCAAUGCAAGUCAAUGGGAGGGGGCUUGAUGCCACCUCCCAUAGACUUGCAUUGAGGGGGCGGGGCAUGAUGCCACAAGCUCCUGGCUCCAGCGUUUGGGGGAAAAAAAGAGGGUGGGGGGAGGAGUUAACACUGUGUACUGUCACAUCUUUAUUGGACAUAGAGCUCUAUGGAAAGAUCAGCUGUAUUUUUUUUUAUUAAAAAAUUCAUAUGCAUUUGAUUUCAUAUGCAUUUUCUCCCCCUGUUCCACCACUUGGGCAUCACUCGUGUAGAUUGACUAUUUUUGUUACGUUGACAUACUUUUGCCUUCCGGUUCAUAUCCUUUGUCUCUUCUUUGUUUAGGUAAAGGGCCCACAGGCAAGACUAAAGUUUUUAGUAUUCCUAGCUGAUCUAGUUAACCCUUCUGUUUGUAGAUAAUUUUCAGUGUUUUAAAAAACUUUUAGUUUGUGCCACAUAAUUAAGUCUUAUUGUGUUGUCAAAUAAUAAAGGAAGUCAUACUUUACCAAUCUCCUGGUGGUUCCCAGGUUACUCCAAUCUCUCUAAUUCCUGGUCCUGCUGAACAGGACAUGUGAACGCUGUAGCAAGUGAUUGGCAGGGACAAUCACAUGUCCAUGUUUAAAGGGGUACUCCGCUGCUCAGCGUUUGGAACAAACUGUUCUGAACGCUGGAGCCGGCAGCUUGAGACGUCAUAGCCCCACCCCCUCAAUGCAAGUCUAUGGGAGGGGG